Messenger RNA from Cylas formicarius (sweet potato weevil), 2181 nucleotides. RefSeq names its product sodium-coupled monocarboxylate transporter 1-like. The transcript is spliced from 15 exons. Gene Ontology annotation, cellular component: membrane. The record is from RefSeq and is a predicted model, not a curated record. NCBI's taxonomy places the organism in Eukaryota, Metazoa, Arthropoda, Insecta, Coleoptera, Brentidae. The coding region runs from base 277 to 2130 and encodes 617 amino acids. Gene Ontology annotation, biological process: sodium ion transport; transmembrane transport. Gene Ontology annotation, molecular function: symporter activity.
UCUGUGUUGCACAAAGGUCAUACCGAAUUAAGGUGUUUAAGUUGCAAUCUUACGCGCGAUGUCUGCAAAAAUCGGAGACCGUGUCAGUUCAAAUAUACCAUGAAGAUUAACUUUAAGAAAAAGUUGAAGAGAUUGUUUAAAUUUUUCCGCGCCGACCGAUUUUCUGAGUAUUUAUUCAAGAUCACCUAUACAAAUUAAAUUUGAGAGAGCUUUUAGACGACAAACAGCAUUUUAUUCUUCUUUAGUUAUACAGAAAAUCGGAAAUCCCAUUUUAAUAUGGACGAUUACAUGAAGGAGACGUUGGGACUAGAAGUGGAAGAUGUAGAGCAAGCGAUGAAGAAGUUCGCAUGGGCGGACUACAUGGUAUUUCUUCUGAUGUUAGCUAUGUGCUUGGUGAUAGGUGCGUAUUUCGGGUUUUGGAAAAAAUCCAGCGGUGCUCAGGACUAUCUUGUCGGCGGGAGAAAUAUGAAGACCCUUCCUGUAGCCAUGUCAUUGGUAGCGAGUUAUAUUAGUGGAAUUUCGCUGCUUGGAAUACCCACCGAAGUGUAUGUGUACGGUAUUCAGUACGCCUACAUACUAGGAGGAUUUUUGCUGAUGAGUCUCGUCAUGUCUUACGUGUAUCUACCAGUUUUUCACGGCCUCAACCUCACGUCAACCUACGAGUAUCUCGAGAUGAGGUUCGACAAGAAAGUGCAUCUGUUUGGGUCACUGCUAUUUGCAAUAAGCACAAUAACUUGGCUACCAUUAGUCAUAUACGUUCCAGCGUUAGCCUUUAACCAAGUUACUGGUAUCAACGUGCACUUGAUAACACCGGUUGUGUGUGUCAUCUGCAUAUUCUACACCUCCAUGGGAGGCAUAAAAGCUGUCGUGUGGACGGACGUUAUCCAAAUCGUAAUCAUGUUCGGAGCCACAUUCUUGGUGGCCGCCAAAGGUACCAUAGACGUCGGGGGUCUUGAAAGUUUGGUGCAUAGAAAUCUGGACUCGGGCAGAAUCGAAGGUCCAAAUCUGGACAUCGAUCCCAUGGCAAGGCACACCUUGUGGUCACUUGUGAUUGGAGGGUUCUUCCACGUAAUGCAUUCAGGGGCGGUGAACCAAAACAUGGUCCAGAGAUAUUUAGCUCUCCCUUCCCUACGGGCAGCUAGAGUUGCAUUGUGGUUGUUCUUCGUAGGCGUGGUGGUUAUAGUGAGCACUUGCUCGUAUCUGGGGCUCUUGAUAUAUGCUACAUUUCAUAAGUGCGACCCAUUGACGACCAUGCUUGCCAGAGAAAAAGACCAGCUAUUACCCUUGUUGGUUAUGGUCGUUUUGGGAGAUUUCCCUGGACUUCCUGGUAUCUGCCUAGCCGGCAAUUUUAGUGCCGCUUUGAGCUCGUUAUCUACUGGACUGAAUUCCAUGGCAGCAGUGGUUUUGGAAGAUUUCUACAAACCGUUUUUUAGGAGGGACCUAACGAGAGAACAGACGAAUCUAUUGAUGAAGUUAACGGUGAUUAUAUUCGGGUGCAUUUGCGUCGCUUUGGUGUUCAUAGCGGAAAAAAUGGGCCAAGUUUUGCAGUUGCAAAUAAGUAUAAGCGCAAUCUCCAACGGGCCGGCCUUGGGGAUAUUUACCAUGGGGAUGAUGAUACCUUGGAUAAAUGCGCAGGGUUGCUUGAUAGGUGGUGUAUCGUCGCUGGUUAUCAUGAGUUGGUGGUGUAUUAGGACUACUAGUUUGGUGGCUUCUGGUGAUUUAACUUUUCCGGAGAAGCCAGUGAGCACGGAUGGCUGCCAUUACAGCUUUACCCCGAAACAUUCGCGGUUGAGUACGAAUUUCAGCGACAUCGUCCAUACAGAUGAGAAAUUCAUGAUCUACCGAUUGUCCUACUUGUGGUACACGUUGGUGGGCACCUUCCUCGCGAUAUUUAUAGGUCUGGUGGCCAGUUUUAUGAACAAACCUGAGGAUCCCCGGGACGUGGAUCCAAAACUUUUGGCGCCUUUCGUCAGAAAAUGGAUCAAGCCCAGGGAAUAUCCGAACGAGCCUACGGAUGGGAUUAUUUACGCUUACGGCUCCUCACAGGAAUAUAAGGAAAACGGAGCCCGUGAUAGAGUUUCUAAUAAUGACAUUCCAUUAGAAGACCGGAAAGUAGCAGAGAUUUCCUAAUUGAAAUGUUUUCUGUAUUAUUGCUCACAAAUAAAUUUCCAUAACGGUAGU